AUGAAACACCGCUCCCCCGACCACCCCCCUAUCACUGUAAGUAGUGAUAGCCAACGUGCACCUCUCCCAGACCACCCUGCUAUCACUGUAAGUAGUGAUAGCCAACGUGCACGUCUCCCAGACCAACCUCCUUUCACUGUACGUAGUGAUAGCCAACGUGCACGUCUCCCAGACCAACCUCCUUUCACUGUACGAAGUGAUAGCCAACGUGCACGUCUCCCAGACCACCCUGCUAUCACUGUACGUAGUGAUAGCCAACGUGCACGUCUCCCAGACCAACCUCCUUUCACUGUACGUAGUGAAAACCAACGUGCACGUCUCCCAGACCACCCUGCUAUCACUGUAAGUAGUGAUAGCCAACGAGCACGUCUCCCAGACCACCCUCCUAUCACUGUACGAAGUGAUAGCCAACGUGCACGUCUCCCAGACCACCCUUCUAUCACUGUUAGUAGUGAUAGCCAACGUGCACGUCUCCCAGACCCCCCUCCUUUCACUGUACGUAGUGAUAGCCAACGUGCACGUCUCCCAGACCACUCUCCUAUCACUGUACGUAGUGAUAGCCAACGUGCACGUCUCCCAGACCACUCUCCUAUCACUGUACGUAGUGAUAGCCAACGUGCACGUCUCCCAGACCCCCCUCCUUUCACUGUACGUAGUGAUAGCCAACGUGCACGUCUCCCAGACCCCCCUCCUAUCACUUUAAGUAGUGAUAGCCAACGUGCACGUCUCCCAGACCAACCUCCUUUCACUGUACGUAGUGAUAGCCAACGUGCACGUCUCCCAGACCACCCUCCUUUCACUGUACGUAGUGAUAGCCAACGUGCACGUCUCCCAGACCACCCUGCUAUCACUGUUAGUAGUGAUAGCCAACGUGCACGUCUCCCAGACCACCCUCCGAUCACUGUAAGUAGUGAUAGCCAACGUGCACGUCUCCCAGACCAACCUCCUUUCACUGUACGUAGUGAUAGCCAACGUGCACGUCUCCCAGACCAACCUCCUUUCACUGUACGUAGUGAUAGCCAACGUGCACGUCUCCCAGACCCCCCUCCUAUCACUUUAAGUAGUGAUAGCCAACGUGCACGUCUCCCAGACCACCCUGCUAUCACUGUACGUAGUGAUAGCCAACGUGCACGUCUUCCAGACCACCCUCCUAUCACUGUACGUAGUGAUAGCCAACGUGCACGUCUCCCAGACCAACCUCCUUUCACUGUACGUAGUGAUAGCCAACGUGCACGUCUCCCAGACAACCCUGCUAUCACUGUUAGUAGUGAUAGCCAACGUGCUCGUCUCCCAGACCACCCUCCUAUCUAA
Molecule: messenger RNA, 1311 nt
Organism: Mizuhopecten yessoensis (Yesso scallop)
Lineage: Eukaryota; Metazoa; Mollusca; Bivalvia; Pectinida; Pectinidae
Product: formin-like protein 6
Exons: 2
Coding region: 1-1311 (436 amino acids)
Source: RefSeq, a predicted model, not a curated record